UGACCUGUUCUCGGCACCAUGAGCUUCGGCUCGGAGCACUACCUGUGCGCCGCCUCCUCCUACCGCAAGGUGUUCGGAGAUGGCUCGCGCCUGUCCUCGCGCCUAUCCGGGGUUGGCGGCGCGGGCAGCUUCCGCUCGCAGUCGCUGUCCCGCUGUAAUGUGGCCUCCUCGGCCGCCUGCUCCUCGGCUUCGUCUCUCGGCCUGGGUCUGGCCUACCGCCGGUCGCCGGCGUCCGACGGACUGGACCUGAGCCAGGCGGCCGCGCGCACUAACGAAUACAAGAUCAUCCGCACCAACGAAAAGGAGCAGCUGCAAGGCCUUAACGACCGCUUCGCCGUGUUUAUUGAGAAGGUGCAUCAGCUGGAGACGCAGAACCGGGCGCUCGAGGCCGAGCUGGCCGCGCUGCGGCAGCGCCACGCCGAGCCGUCGCGCGUCGGCGAGCUUUUCCAGCGCGAGCUUCGCGACCUGCGCGCGCAGCUGGAGGAGGCGAGCUCGGCGCGCGCGCAGGCCCUGCUGGAACGCGAUGGGCUAGCUGAAGAGGUGCAGCGUCUGAGGGCGCGCUGCGAGGAGGAGAGCCGCGGGCGUGAAGGUGCAGAGCGCGCCCUAAAGGCGCAGCAGCGCGACGUGGACGGAGCCACGCUGGCCCGCCUGGAUCUGGAGAAGAAGGUAGAGUCGCUGCUCGACGAGCUGGCGUUUGUCCGCCAGGUGCACGACGAGGAGGUGGCUGAGCUGCUGGCUACUCUGCAGGCGUCGUCACAGGCCGCUGUCGAAGUGGACGUGGCUGUGGCCAAACCAGACCUGAGUUCGGCGCUGAGGGAGAUCCGUGCCCAGUAUGAGUCCCUGGCCGCCAAGAAUCUGCAGUCAGCCGAGGAGUGGUACAAAUCCAAGUUUGCCAACCUGAACGAGCAGGCAGCGCGCAGCACCGAGGCUAUUCGGGCCAGCCGCGAGGAGAUCCACGAGUACCGGCGCCAGCUCCAGGCGCGCACUAUCGAGAUUGAAGGGCUGCGUGGGGCUAAUGAGUCCUUGGAGAGGCAGAUCCUAGAGCUGGAGGAGCGCCAUAGUGCGGAGGUGGCUAGCUACCAGGAUAGCAUUGGGCAGCUGGAGAAUGAUCUGAGAAACACCAAGAGUGAGAUGGCACGCCACCUUCGGGAAUACCAGGACUUGCUCAAUGUCAAAAUGGCUCUUGACAUUGAGAUAGCAGCUUACAGGAAACUGCUGGAAGGUGAAGAGACACGUUUCAGCGCCAGUGGAUUAAGCAUUUCAGGGUUGAAUCCACUUCCCAAUCCAGGUUAUCUUCUCCCACCCAGAAUUCUCAGUUCUACAACCUCCAAGGUCUCAUCCACUGGGCUCUCUCUUAAGAAGGAGAAGGAGGAAGAGGAGGAGGCUUCUAAGGCAGUCUCUAAGAAAACCUCCCAGAUAGAGGAAAGUUUUGAAGAAAUAUUGGAGGAGACAGCAGUAGCUACUAAGAAAAUCGAGAAAACAAAUAUAGAAGAAAGCAGCAUUACAAGCCAAAAAAUAUAAUUCUGUUGCAUAAAAAAAGUUCAUGCUUAGAGGGGAUAAUAUGCAUUUGACUUGUUAAACAGCCAAUUCCUAAACCAAAAUACAUGUCACUGCUGUAAAACAUUUUCAAAGCUUCAGUCUUGCAUUUAGUAUUCAACACUUUCUCUAAUAGGAAAACACCCCUUAGAUUGGAGCAAACUGCUAUCCUAGAGCAAUCACGGAAGAGUUAUCUAAGAGUUCACCUUUCUCACCUAAGGCUCAGGCUUCACAGCGAUGGCUGAUUCAGGUACAGAGGAAGUACAAAUUUAAGGUGCUAAAUCUGUGAUCAUUGUCAUUUGCUGUGAAUUGAGAUUAAAAUCUGUAUCCACUCACUGUACCCAGCUAUUACCCAGCUGUGUAAUCUCACUUUCAACACCUAAAACAUAAGAUCACUGCCAAAGAUAAACCAAUGGUCCACACCCAAGGACACUGAUAAAACUGCCCCACAAAUGAUAGAGGUUUGUUUAAUGGACGUGUUCCUUCCUGUCCCCUCUACUCCAUAUAUCCUUAAAAAAAAAAAAAAAAAAAGUGAGUGUAGUAGUUUUCCCUUUUAAAUGCAUUUAGAUUUUUCUCAAAAGAAUUUACCCCGUUAGUUCUCUUUGCUCAAUGGGUAAAGUUAGACGCAUGUUGACCCUUUCUAUGAUUCAUGUAAUGACUUCUCCCUACCCAUUUCAUAUCCUUCUAUUUCUGUAGGUUAAAAAAAUGGCAAUGGUAAGUUUCAAUGGUUGCUCCAACCAACAAUGAAGAGUCCCUAGAUUUAGGCUUUCAUAUUAUUCAAAGUCACUUAAUUAGAAAACAUUAAUGUAGCUUUUUACCUUAAUUUUAGAUGCACAGUAAUAGUCAUCCCAAACUGUGAUUAAACUGACCAUAGAUUUAGUAGUAAAAGCUAGAAGAGGUGAGUAUUUAUUUGAAUGGAAAACACCAAGGUCUCACUUAUCUGUGUCAGUUUAUUGUGGUGAUAUAAAAUUAGCUGUUUAUGCCCUCACCCUUAGAAUUCAUAUCAAAAUUCUCUCCUUGCCCUAAAGAGGCCUUGUUGCCACUCUCCUAUGCCUUCUAAGAGUGCUAAGUGUAGGAUAUUUUAAUUACAAAAACAUCGUGCUGCUGCCCAAAGUAAAAGCUACUUCUGGUCAGUCAACCACCAGCAAAUAUAAAAAAGAAAUCUUUCUCUUUUCUAAAAGAGCCUUGCCCAACAGUUUUCCCAUUACUGCACUGUUGGUGGGGGUCUCCUUCCCUGAGGGAGAGGAAGGACACGUAGACCAGAGAAGGCACACGCGUGUUCCUGCUCGCAUGCUAGGAAGCAGGUUCAGGAGAGUCAGCUGCUUCUGCCCCGCUCUGCCCCCGCCAUGUAGCAGCUGCAUCGCCUAGACUUCCACAUGUGCCAGGUUUGCAGAGGAUUUAUUCUCUGCCAGCAGCCACUUCUAGCAGAGAUGAAGAAUUGGCAUGUGUCUGUCAUCAGUCUCCACUAAGAGCACAGUGGUGAUAAGGACAUGAUGCUCUUACUGAAUGUUUUUACCUUAGCACAUGCUUCAAUAGCUCAAAGAAAUUGAAAGAUAUUUUUCUCUUUUCCUGUACCCAUCUCUGUCUUUAUUCCUUAUACUUACUGUAAAGCAUUAGUAAGAUAAUUAAAAGUCACAUGAAUCUCACCAACA
Condylura cristata (star-nosed mole) is the source of this 3188-nucleotide messenger RNA. It is a transcript of the gene INA, whose product is annotated as internexin neuronal intermediate filament protein, alpha. Gene Ontology annotation, molecular function: structural constituent of postsynaptic intermediate filament cytoskeleton. Lineage: Eukaryota; Metazoa; Chordata; Mammalia; Eulipotyphla; Talpidae. The record is from RefSeq and is a predicted model, not a curated record. The coding region runs from base 19 to 1521 and encodes 500 amino acids. Gene Ontology annotation, cellular component: intermediate filament; postsynaptic intermediate filament cytoskeleton; cytoplasm. The transcript has 3 exons. Gene Ontology annotation, biological process: intermediate filament organization.